This is a messenger RNA of Priceomyces carsonii, 1068 nucleotides long. RefSeq names its product alpha/beta hydrolase. NCBI's taxonomy places the organism in Eukaryota, Fungi, Ascomycota, Pichiomycetes, Serinales, Debaryomycetaceae. Gene Ontology annotation, molecular function: hydrolase activity. The transcript has a single exon. Bases 1 to 1068 code for a protein of 355 amino acids. The record is from RefSeq and is a predicted model, not a curated record.
AUGCCUAAAGUUCAAGCUGAUUAUUCUUUCGAAGGAGGAGUACCGGAAACUCCUUUUAAAUUACACGAAUCAAUGCAUGGAAAAUUGGAUCCAACAUAUGUCGAAUUUUUCAACACAACCGUUGCUUAUGAACCAAAUAUCAUAUAUACACAUCGUGUACCAUUAGAUAAAUUGAGAAAAGGAGGAAAUGUGAUUCCCGGCCAAUCACCCAAGUUGGAGAUGGCUGAGAUAUACGAUAUCAAAAUUCCAAGGAAGUAUACUAGCGCACCUACAUCAAUACCAGCUAGGGUUUUUGUUCCAAAAGGCGACGUACCAGCCGAAGGAUUUCCACUUCUCUUAUGGUUCCAUGGCGGUGGAUGGGUUUUAGGUGGCUUAGAUACAGAGAACUCUUAUUGCACUAAGGUUGCCGACAUUUGCAAAUGCAUUGUGGUGACUGUCGACUAUAGGUUGGCUCCAGAGCAUCCGUUCCCAGCUUGUGUAGAUGAUGCAUUUGAAUCAGUAAUGUGGGCAUUCCAAUCUGGACCAAGCGAAUUGAAUAUAGACAACCUGAAAAUUUGCUUGGGUGGUUCGUCAGCAGGCGGUAAUCUUACGGCAGUCGUCACUCAUAAGUAUGCUUCAAGUCCAUUAUCUGUUCUGCUCCCAAAGAUUAAAUUUCAAUUGAUGAUUGUUCCCGUCACAGAUAAUUCCGCCUCGCCAGAAACUCAUCUUUCGUGGCGUGAGAAUGAGUACACUCCACAACUACCAUCUGAGAAAAUGUUGUGGUAUAGAACUUUAUAUCUACAAAAUGGGGAAGAAGAGUUGACUAAUCCAGAAUCGUCUCCAAUUUUUUAUUCUGAUGAAAGUUUUGCAAAGGUCCCACCUUGCUUCAUAGCAGCUGCUGAAUGUGACGUUUUGAGAUCAGAGGCUGAAGAAUAUGCUGAAAAAUUAAAGAAAAACGGAAUUUCAACUACAAUUAGAAUAUAUCCCAAGGUGCCUCAUACCGCGAUGGUUAUGGAUGAGGUUUUGCAGCAAGGGAAGGAUCUAAUUAAUGAUACUACUUUGGCGGUCAAAAGCGCCAUCAGCAAUUAG